Aspergillus tubingensis is the source of this 2220-nucleotide messenger RNA. RefSeq lists its product as uncharacterized. The record is from RefSeq and is a predicted model, not a curated record. The coding region runs from base 1 to 2220 and encodes 739 amino acids. NCBI's taxonomy places the organism in Eukaryota, Fungi, Ascomycota, Eurotiomycetes, Eurotiales, Aspergillaceae. The transcript is spliced from 3 exons.
AUGGCGGAUGAUGAAGAGCGCAUCAAGGCUGAGAAGCUAGCUGCCGCGAAGAAAAGGGUAGCCCAGCUCCAAAAACAGAAAAAGAAAGCAAACAAGAAAGCCGCCAGCGUCGAUACCUCCAAAGAUACCACCCCCGCUGCUGCUGCUGCCGAGUCCUCAGAACCAGCCAAGGAAGAUGCGCCCGCGGCGUCAUCUCCGGAGCCUGCGCCUGCACCGGCUACAGAAAAGGAGGGAGGGGAGGAAGGUGCUAGUGCUGCGCCGGAGGUAGAGGAGACACAGACAGAGAAGGCGACAGAGCCAGAACCGAAGACAGAAGCUCCAGCCGAAACCACCACAUCGGAGGAGAAAGCAGAAAAGAGCGAAGACAAUGAACAAGAACAACCCCAAGAGGAGAAGAAGGAAACCGAAGUCCCCGCAGCAGAAGAAGAAGAGACCGAGCCUAUGCCCGACGCGCCCACGUCGCCUGGUCCUGAAACCCCCGCGCAACCCGCCGUGAAGCCCGAGUCAUCCGGAAGAGCGUCAGCGCACGGUAGACAGCCCUCUCUAUCUAUUCAGUCGAAGAUGCGGUCCUCGUCGUUCCGGAAGGGGUCCGUGUCGCAGGGGAGCAGUGGGUCUCCGUCGCCGGCGGCGAGUGCGAUGCUGAAGUCGCCUUCGUUGCCGCCGUUAAGUGCGGAUGGUGAGGCGGUGCAGGAGGUGUAUCGAAAGCAGUCAACGCGGAUUGAGGAGUUGGAGAAGGAUAAUAAGCGGUUGGAGAAGGAGUUGGAGGAGGGGAAGGGACGGUGGAAGAAGACGGAGGAGCAGUUGGAGGAUCUCCGGGAGGCUAGUGUGGAUGUUGCGGAGUUGAAGGUGAAGUUGCAGGAUGCGGAGGCGAAGGUGGGGGAGAUUGAGGAGUUGAAAGCAGAGAUCGCAUCCCUGCAGAGACAAAACUCACAUCUACAAACCCGCACGCAUCGGAGCACCGCCAGCGUCUCUGUGCCCGGCCCAUCGGAGUCUCCCCCAGCGGACCUGGUGCAGCAAUUAGAAUCCAAGUCUGCGACGAUCGAAGCGAUGGAAUUGGAAAUCUCAAACCUGCGCGCACAGCUUGCCUCAAGCAGCGCACACGAGGCCCAAAUAGCAGCCCUCGAAGAGAAGCUCUCCGGCAGCGAAUCCGCGCUCGAGAAGGCCCAGCGCGAGCUAACCGACACCAAGAGCGCGCUGACCCGCGCCUCAGAAAAGGCCGUCAAAGAGGGCGUGGACAAGACCUCCACAGAGACACUAAUCAAGAACCUCCAGCGCGAGCUCGAAGAGCUCAAACAAGAGAAGACCACAACAGACAGAAAAGCCGAGACCCUCGAAAAGAAGCUCGAAGCCAUGGGCAACCUACACAAGGAAUCCGAAGCCCGGCAUCAAACCCGUCUGCGCGAGACCGAAAAGAUCGAAAAAGAAGCCUCAGUCCUCCGCAAACGACUCGCAGACGUAGAGAACGAGAACCUCCGCCUCAAAGAAGAACAAGAAUCCCUCCGUAAACGACACGCCACCGACCACGGCAGCGCCGGCGCCGACGACGACGCCCUCGAUGAACUCGAAGACGAAGAACGCUCCCGUCUGCACCGCCGCAUCCGCGACCUCGAAGGCGAAGUCUUCGACCUCCGCCGCGGCGUCUGGAAAGAACGUCGCGAGGAACUUGACCAUGCCCAUCACCUCCACUCCCCAGAUACCUCCUUCCCCCAUGCAUCCUCACCAUCUGCCACCGCCGCAGCAGCAGCAAACACCUUCGACGACGUCGACCUCAUCGGCGGAACUCCCGACCACGCCCGUCGUCGCAGCAUGGCCGCCAACAAUCACAAGUCCCAACAGCAACAACACUCCUCCUUCUCCACAGUCCUAUCCUCCGGACUCGCCGCCUUCACUGGCGGAAACACCUUCUACGGCGGAGCCAGUGGUAGCGGUAGCGGUAGUGGUAGUGCUACCCGCGGCCGCGCUUCCUCAAACCAGCAACACCAUCAGCCCGCCACACGGGGCAGUCUGGAGCUCCUCUCCGAGGAGAACUUCGAAGAUGAGUUCGACGAGGCGGAGUUUGCGCGCGCGCAGGCUGAAGAGGAGGCGCGGAAGAGGGUGGAAUGGGUGCGCGAGAUUAAGAGGAAGCUUAGGGAUUGGCAUGGUUGGCGGUUGGAUUUGGUGGAUAGUAGGGCUGGCGCUGAGGGGGCGGGGGUGGGCAUGGGGGAGAUUUUUCAGAUUUAG